AGCACCUUUACCAAAAUGAAUUUCUUCAACCCAUUUUCCCGACCAGGAGUUAAAUGGACAUUUGUAGGCCAUGCAUCAUCAUUUCCAGAUGUAGACGAUGAUGCAGGCAACUUGGCAAAACAUCGGUUGUGUAACGCAAAAUCAAUGCCAGGCUGCAGAGCAUUUCACAUACCAAAGGAAGAUGUUUCUUCGGCGAAAGAAGUCCCUGUUGGCGAUGAUUCUACGUUGGAGUCAUUUAUGGAUCAGGUGCUUGUGUUUCAGUACAAAGGCAAAUUUCAUGCAAUCGACCAUUCAUGUCCGCAUAGUCAAUACCCUCUUUCGAAAGGGACGCCAUUUGAUAUUGAAGACUUUGGCGUUGUGCUUAGUGCUGGAGUGUCGUGUCCGAACCAUGGUUGGUCGUUUGAUUUGUUUACUGGCAUGUCAGAUCGGGGGAGCUACAGACUCAAGACUUGGGAGGUAGAGAUUAGGGAUAUCAAGCAAACGGAGGACACUGAUACAAAAGAGAAGAACGGCUUGAGCACGGAUAAAGAGGUUUGGGUGAGGAGGAAGCAAAGGAUUGGUUGAAGCGAUAUUGGUGGGGGUUCGCCUGGCAAAUGCAGACUGGCAGAUGCACAUCACGAAAGGGGACAAGCGAGGAUACACGCACGACGAAUCGUCGACGAUUGUCUCCGAAACUAGUCGCGGCUGAUCAUUCGGCACUUGACAGGUCUGAGCCACCAUCCGAUACAAGCCAAAGACAGGCCUGGCGUGGCACUUUAUUCCCCGAUCACAAAAUGCAAUUGCCGUACAGAAGCAUUGCUCCAUUCUCCCAGGAGCCAUGCACAGGGUAUGUACUUCAACGCUGUCCAGCCAGCCCAACUACGAUAUCAGAGUCGGGCGAGUUAGAAAUUCCUAGAACUCUACGAUGAGACGACACAGAUGGUAGUAUGAGAUACCAGUCUAGGAUUUAUCGAGGGCGGAGUUUGCGGCAGGCUGUCUUGAGCACUUCAUUGGAAGGCCGAGGGAUCCCAGAAAAGCCAAGACACCGGCUUGUCAAGCUUGAUGGCAACAGUGAGCGUGAUAAGCGGACAACCCGAAGAUAUACGGAUAACCCGACCAUGAAUGGAUAGCCCGCAAAACAGCGGAUGGCUCGGGAGUGAAAGAUUAGGACUCUGAUGGCUCUGAUGAGCACUGGACUACUGGCUGUGUGACUGCGACCUCUUUUCUGGUCCUUUGCCCUGCUAUAUCUUUGUAGAACGGACAGCGAUGGCCAUGAGGGUUCGUGAUUAUGAAGAUCACGGACAGCUAUAAUGUGACAUAGGCACCAACCUCUGGUUAUCGAAUAGACGCAUGCCAUAUCAGAUCAUCCAGCCUCGUCAUGGUAUCCCUCCGAAGCUUAACUCCAUGAAUUCAAUCUGUCUUAAUCUAGCUAAUAACUUCUGGCAUGUCAAAUCUAAAUGCAACAUUCCCC
Molecule: messenger RNA, 1450 nt
Organism: Fusarium verticillioides 7600
Lineage: Eukaryota; Fungi; Ascomycota; Sordariomycetes; Hypocreales; Nectriaceae
Exons: 2
Coding region: 16-564 (182 amino acids)
Molecular function (GO): 2 iron, 2 sulfur cluster binding
Source: RefSeq, a predicted model, not a curated record